AUGACCAAGUCACAGUCCAACCUCUCGCAGAUGAAAGACUUCCUGUCUUAUCUCACAACAGUCAAUGGCGACCUAUCGAACAUCACCGCGCCACCAUUCGUCCUGUCGCCAAAGUCAGUCACCGAGAUUCCCGCAUCAUGGGCUGAGCGGCAUGAUCUAUUCCUGCAACCGGCACAGGAGAACGAUCCCACAGAGCGCGCACUCCUGAUCCUGAAGAACUUCCUAUGCAGUCUAAAGAGGCAUGUAUACACCGCCGCCUCAGAGGGCUCGGACGGCGGGGCCAAGAAGCCGCUCAACGCCUUUCUGGGCGAGCUCUUCCUGGGCACAUUCGAAGGCCGCGAUGGCAGCACGACGCAGCUCAUAUCCGAGCAAGUGUCGCAUCACCCGCCCGUGACGGCUUGCACCCUCUACAACAAGACCCAUGGUGUCUCGUCGUCGGGUUAUGUCGCGCAGGAGACCACCUUCAGCCCUACAGCCGGCGUGAGGGUGCAGCAGAUCGGCCACGCCAUCAUUCGUGAUGAGGCACACCGGGAGUCACAUUUGAUGACUUUGCCGACCGUGGCCGUCAAAGGUCUCGUAACAGGCCAUCCCUAUCCGGAACUGGAGGGGACAUCUUACAUCUCAUCAAGCUCGGGGUUUCUUGCUACGAUCGAAUUCCAAGGCAAGAAGACAAUGGGCUUCGGCACCAAAAACAGCGUACGUGCCGAUCUGAAGAACAUCAGAGAUGGUGGGAAGCAACUGUUCGAGGUGACCGGGCAGUGGAACGGACGGCUUAUCAUCAAAGACUGUGCCAGCGGCGCCGUGGUCGAAGAAUUCAACGUGGAUGAGGUACCCUUCACUGAGUUGAAAGUCAAGCCGGCCGAGGCCCAGAGUCCAUGGGAGUCGAGAAGAGCCUGGAAAAAGGUCAUCGAAGGCGUCCAUACGGGAGACAUGCACACCACCAGCGACGAGAAGAACAAGCUCGAGGAAGCGCAGAGAGCUUUCCGCGCAGCUGAAGAACAAAACGGCAUCGAGUGGCCCAGAGUGUUCUUCCAGCAUUCCAAUGACAGUCAGGAGUACGCCCUCUUGGCGGGAAUCAUUCCGGACGAGGCGGUCAAGAAGCCGGAUCGGAAGCGGACGGCAGGCGUAUGGAAGUUCAUCGGCGUUGAGCGAGCAGAGGCUUUGCUGUCUGAGGGCGCGCCGGUCUAUCAUAACUCGUUGGAGCCCACGGGGCAGAGAGAUCCCGAGUAA
Molecule: messenger RNA, 1230 nt
Organism: Anthostomella pinea
Lineage: Eukaryota; Fungi; Ascomycota; Sordariomycetes; Xylariales; Xylariaceae
Source: the annotation of a GenBank genome assembly